Messenger RNA from Acanthaster planci (crown-of-thorns starfish), 7632 nucleotides. RefSeq lists its product as uncharacterized. NCBI's taxonomy places the organism in Eukaryota, Metazoa, Echinodermata, Asteroidea, Valvatida, Acanthasteridae. Gene Ontology annotation, molecular function: protein-disulfide reductase activity. Gene Ontology annotation, biological process: response to endoplasmic reticulum stress. Gene Ontology annotation, cellular component: endoplasmic reticulum lumen. The record is from RefSeq and is a predicted model, not a curated record.
AGGAGGACGCUCUCCAAGUAACUGCGACGUUUACCAUGUUUACCAUCGCAUCAGUUACGUUUUCCACGGUGGUUUCUAUGAUCAGGCCUUUUGUCUGCAGUGUGGAAGAUGAAAAUCUUAAUUUUCUGUGUGUUUUUACCAAUUGUUAAUCUUUUUCAAGAUGUAAGUGAAGUCUGUGCCUUGACCCCCACCCAACCAAAAUAUGAUGCUUGGCAUUCAUCACCAAAAGUAACCGACUCCCAAAGCCUGGGGCAUUAUGCAGACACGGACAAUCAGAGAAGUCCAGCAACCGAUACUGUUGACAAGGGCGAAACUUCAAAACAGCUACAGCCGAGCUCGGAAUCUCUGGAAUGGCCCGAGGAAAAUCAGAUCCAUUCAUCCCAUCAGAGUCUGAGUGGAGACAAUGCGUCAGUUCCCUUUGCAGAUGACAGUACUUCGUCAGUAGAUGAUGAGACACGAAAUGUUGCUAUUUCUGGGGCAAUUCAUCGCGAGUUGUUGCCUGUCUUCAAAGAGGCUAUGCUUGGAUAUUACUUGAAGACAGCCAUCCACCGACCAGUGUGCGUCUUCUUCAGGCUGCGUGGCCUUAUUCCCGAUUUGGAAACACAAGUCCACAAUUUCUGGUCCAAAGCUCAGACUAUCAGUGACAACUUGUAUACAUCUUGGAGACUAGGAGCUUUUUUCAAUCAAUCUAAGCCUACCAGGGGCUUCAAGGUACCAGACAAACUUCCAGUAUUACGAUGCUUCAUCGGCAUGGCCCAGCCAGCUGACUACAGGGGACCAGGGAAGGCUAAAGACCUUCACCGAUGGCUCACCAAACAGGCUGUCAAAUACAAGGAUAGAAUUCCAGAGUUCAGCAGCGAAGCUCUCGGCAAGCUUCCCUCCAGCUUAGAGUUGGCUCUCAUCGCAUUUGUGGACGAAGAUAGUCACUAUGACAUAGAAUCUAAGAUGAAGGAGCUCAGAGAAAGCUACAAAGAAGCUUCCCAGGUAUUCAUGGUGCAUCCAGGCUCAGAUAAUGCUGUAAAGCUAAUGGCUCAGUACGGGAUUCAGACACUACCAGCUGUGGUCGUCUUGGACUUUAGAGACAUACUGAGGAGCCAAGCCGUUCAGAAAUUUGAAGGACCUAAGUCUUCCAUGGAGCAUUUGAGAACCUUUCUUAGCAUUCGACUGUCCCCUGUGGCCAUUCUAACUUUGGACAACUUUGAAAGCCGCAUCAUCCGUCCAAAGGUCAAGAGGUCGCCGACCUUGGUGUGCUUCCACGCUCCCUGGGGUCAUGACACGGGGUCAUACCUGGAUGCACUACAGCGAUCGGCAGCUGAGUUUCAUCUGCAGGAUGGGGCGGGGCUGGAGUUCGGAUCUGUUGACCUCAACAAGCAUGCCGAAGUUGUAACUCGAUGGGUCGACGCUACCUACGCUAAGGGCGUUCCGUUCUCCGUUCUUUUCUGGUGGAAGGAAACAGAUGACAAAGGCCUAGUCUUACAUCAGAAGGUCUUUCCUGAAGCUACCCCAACCCCUUGGUCCGUGGCAACUUUCCUGGAGCAAAACCAAGUACCGAUAUACGAUGCAGAAGGGGAGGAGCUACAGUACUCACCGUGGGCGGAGCAGGACAUUGACGACGAGCUUGCUUUUGGUUUCACAAAGUACAAACCAACUCUCUGCACCAGUCCUGCGAAUAACACCCUUGGAAUACCUGAUGAUUUGAAUAACCAAGACUUGUGUGAUCUGAGAAGUUUGACUCAGUCGAAGAGGUUGAAGGUCAAGCGCAAGGACAAAACUGAAGCCAGUAAUAUCCAGAAAUCAGUCUGGGUCAAAAAGAAAUCUAGUGCCGCAUCUGCCCAACCAAUGAUUGGCAAGAUCCCACAGGUGACCGAUGCAUCCUGGUCGAGCAUCGUGGAACGUUCUCGGGCUUCCGGGGACACCUCACGCCUCACUGAACCAUGGAGGAAAGAUGUUGCAUUUACCACACUGGUAGCCUUUGUCCAGACGGACUGCAGCAACUGUCGAAGGAAGAUGGCCGUCUUUGAGAGGCUGGUGGAUUCACUGAAGAUGAUCAGUGGUGCAUCAAUGUAUAUAAUGAACUGCACGUCAGAUCCAGUAACCUGUGCCCAACUAAGCGUUAUUGGAUUCCCCACACUGAUAGCCUUUAGGGGGUACAGCGAGACAGGCAGUGAACAGUGUGUGACGCGGGGUCAGGCUACCCAGCUGAUUCGUAUGGACUACCAUGGCAUGCUGGAGGAAAAAUCUAUAAUGGAAUGGUUCUCUGAGAUAUCCCUUCCAGCCGUGAAGCAGCUUCCGAGUAUCAAACACUUCCGACAGUCUUCAUUUCAGAGGGAAGACGUGAUCCUCCUGGCCACUAUGUACCCCCUCUCCUUGGCCGGCCAGUACCUGCCAAAGCUGGCCAGAAACCACCACUGGUAUCCUCUGGAGUGCUACCGUGUUGCCUGUGAGCGGCUGUACGGCCGAGCUAGGUGUCUGGCGGCUGUCUCAGAGAACCUGGGAGGCCGAGACCUUGAGAGGAGCAAGAAGGAGAAGGAGAUGAUUGUUACUCAGGUUGAAAUGAUCCGAAGAGACGGUAUCAAGUCUCUGGUGUUUAGCCUCGGACGGAAUCUGAUGGUGACCCUCCAAGAUGAGGCAGACUCACAGAUACAUGCAUUCCACACACCACACAAGUACAACUUAAAAGAGGGACAACGCUGUGAAGAUGACCCAGCCAGCUGCACGGAUCUUAUCGUGGCAUUCGUACAGGAUCACAGUAGACUCCCCGUCACCCAUCUCACCAUGACUGGGUUCCACACCCACAGCGGAACAAAAUUUGGUGAGCACCAUGAAAACUCCAUCUUUGAACAUAACCUGCCGGUGAUGAUAGCCCUGGUCAACAGGGGCCACUUAAUGGAAGGAGCACAGUUCAUUGAGGCAUUCACAUCAUCGGCAUACGAGUUCUACGAUGAGAUGGUGUUUGUGUCGCUGAAUGCAGAUGAGUUCCCCAAGUGGGCCUCAAGCUUUGUACCCCUGGGCUACCGGCAGAAGAUGCUCGAGUACAGUGAUCAGAUUACGUCCGAUCUCAUCCCGUCCCUCAAUGUGUACCCUCGCUUGUGCAUUGUACAGCAGGAUGACCAUCGCCAUGCAGCCAUGUUCCCGCCAGCUGACCACUUCACCCUGACCCCUGCCCAUACCCCUAGAGUGAUCACCAAGGCCGAGAUAACAAGGUUUGCCAGAGAGUUCCUGAGAAGAGGCAACACAAUGAUGUUACAGACAGAGCAGUUUUGAAAUAAGGGCGGAAAGUGGGGGAAAUGAAGGAGUGUUGUGAAAUUUACAUGUACCUGUAGGAUUGUCACUUAUUUGUUUACUGUACUCCUCUUUGAUAACAUGCCCAAAGGUUCUUCUAAGUUAAAGUUGUGAUGGCACUUUAGCUCUCAAUCAAGGGAAAAAAAUUAGAGAUGAAGAAGUCCUCAGUGGUAGACAUGGGAGAAAUGCCCCAGAAUGAAUUUCCAGAGAAACCAACGGAAUCUUGAAGGGACAGGAACAUCCCAUCCACUUGUUGACCUGGUUGAGAUAUGAACUUGGGUGGCACAGGUGAAAAGAUGUUUUGACAACCUGACUCUCGGGCAAUCCUUUCUUUUUUGGCAAACCAGAUUAACCCAGGUUAAUGGAUGGAACAAUGCCUUUGCCCCAGAAAGAAACAGUAUAGGAAAGAAGCAUUCUUGUCAACUACUCUCGAAGUGGUAGCAGAAUACCCUUAAAGUGAAUGGUGAUGUUUGUCCACUAAGUACAUAUUAAAACUAGAGAAAGCAGUGACCUCAUGUCAUUGGGAUCAAGUAAUAAUGUGUGUCACAGUAACAGGAUGAUGAGUAUCAGUGUUGUCAUAAAUCGAGCCAUAUAGAUGGUAUAAAAAGUAACUGUCAUUGCUGAUAAAAUUGCUGUAUGUCUUACCCCUAAUUAUGAAGUCAGCAAUCACUCAUCUCACAUGCCAAUUUUGCCAGCCCUGGCUGAAGGUGCCUACAGUGAAACCUGUUGCCUUUUUUGAAAUCUGUUUCCAUAGUAUGUACCGCAUUGUUGUGCCAGGUAGGAAAAAAAAAGUAUUAGGAUAUUGUUCUUUACUUACGAAUAGUGGAUUCAGUUGCAUCUAAAGGUUAGGAUUCACAACCAGGAGUCACUGCCAGUGACCUUAGAUGUGCUGUGAGUCACUUGACUUUCAAAACCAGCCUGCCGGAUCAAUAUGUCCACUGAUUUGUUUUGACCAGGAACUGAUAACCCAGAAUAUGAUACACCUUGCAGGAGCAUGUGUCUCUUUGAGUGAGACUUGCACUGUUUCAUCACCAGUAGCCUUAUGCUUGGCUCUGGGUGCUAUCUGUUGGAGGGCAUUACAGCUGCCUCCUCCCUCCCAGUAAUCUUGGCUCUAUAUGCAAGCCAUUAAUGGCGGCCAGUGCUGCUGCUGGUUACAGCCUUGGCUUUGGGUGCUAGGUGCUAGCAGCCUAGCACUGCCUCACUCUCAGUUACUUGGGCUAUAGGUGCUAGCCACUGAGUGCCAGUACUGCUGCAUUCCUCUUAGCCUCAGUUGUAGGUACUAGCCGGUACUGCUGCAUCCUGACACAACCUUGAUUGUAGGUGCAAGCUACAGAGGAGCCAGCCCUGCUGCUUUCCCUCUAGCCUCAGCUGUAGGUGCUAGCCAGUAUUUUUACACCCUUAUGCAACCUUGAUUGUAGGUGCUAACCACAGAGGAGCCAGUACUGCUGCAUUCCUACUAGCCUCAGUUGUAGGUAUUAGCCAGUGUCAUUGCACACUGAUACAACCUUGGUUGUACUGAGUUGCUAGACUCUGAAGGGCCUGCGUUUCUCUGUACCUGUUAGCCUUGACUCCAGGUGCUGGCCAUGGAGGAUACUCCAUCCCCAGUAACCUCAGCUGUACUGUAGGUGCUGGUCUGCUGCAGCCUUGUGUCUAUGUACUUCAGGUACUAGCCAUCGAAGGUACCAGCACUGCUAUGCUCUCAGUAUCCUCUGCUUUAAGUUCUAGGUACUGAUGAGCCAGUACUACUGCACCCCUGAUGCAAACGUUGGUUGCAGGUGCUAGUCUCUGAGUGACCUCUCCUGUUCUGUUCCUGCUAGCCUUUACUUUAGGUGCAAGUCGUGGAGGGAUAUUAGCAUUGCUACAAUUCCCAGCCACCUCAACUGUAGGUCCUAGCCUACGGCAACCUUGGCUCUAGGGGCUAGCCAUUGAAGAGAAUAGCACUGCAACACCCUCAUAACCUCAGUUUUUUGGGUGCUAGCCAUUAAGGGGGCCAGUGUUGCUGCAUAUCUAGUAGCCUUGACUGCAGGUGCUACCCAUUAAGGGCGCCCAAUACUGCACACUUCAAUCCUUACAUUUCUCAGUCAUUAUUAGGAAGUUAAGCAGGUUUCUUUAACAUUUUAGAAAAACUGGUUACUUUUUUUUAAUGGGUAACCUGUAGAAAUAAGUUGUAACAUGUUAGUGCUGUCUUCAGAUUAAGAUGUGUGUGUGCUCUUCCAAAGGAAAAGACCUAUUUUGCCUGAUCAACAUUAAUUUGUCUCGGUAAUUUUUUUUUCAAUGUGCCCACUACCGUGAAACUGAUGUUAUACACUUUUUUGAUGCAAGUGCAAUAUUGCUGUUUCAUACCGGUUGCAUCAUAUUAUAACUGGGAUUUGUGGGUAAUGGGCAGAUGUGGAACACCAGAAGGAGAAAUUCCAGCGAGAAAAACCUGCACUGUCAUUUGCCUUUCCUGACCCACAAUGAUGCGAUCCGGCCCUGUCAUACAUUUUCCCCCAUUAAAAAGACCUCCUGGGAAUUGGUUGAGGAAUUAGAUUUUCCAAUACUUCAUAGGAUGUAGAUUAUUUCAUGUCUAUAGUGUAGUUCCUAAAGAGUGUCAGAUGCAUACGAUAGUAACUGUAUCCCUCGGUUCCUUGGGGAUGUGCUCACAUCAGCAGUAGUGCCCCUUUUGCCCUUCAGCAUCCCUUGGCCGGCAUGGCCUUGAACAUUGGACAGGUAAUGUGACUUAUGCUGGAUCACCCUCAAGGGGAUCCCUUUUUUCAGCUUCCUCGCCAGUUUGAUUAUACAUGUACAUGCAUCACCAGAGCCUUUCCUCCUGUCCCUGCUACCAUUAAAAAGCGUCCAGUUUUAGUACACAUAACCUCUGUAUACAUGCAUUAGGGUCGCGAAAUGAACUUGAGAGUGUCUCGUGUUUGUUUAAAGUGGGGAUGCGUGUGCCUUUUCCACUAAGUCGUUAUGAGUGCUCUCUGCCAGAUGAUCCCAAACCCCAGAUUAAAAAAGGUAUGAUUCCGCCGACCUGAUUUCGCGUUUCCCGGUCAGAACUGGAAACGGGACUUAACAAGUCCUGACAUUGGCGGGAAGGCUCCGUCAAAACUGGUCAGUCACAGGCCUGGCACGUGAGACAGUGAUUGAAGUCCGCGUUGUCAGUCAACCGGCCGGAUCUCCCCGCUCCGGGUCUGUAUACAAUGUAGUUGGCCUGAACAUGCAUGUUAAUCAAAGGUACAUCAUGCACUGCUGCACGUCUCGGAUAUCUGGAAGUUUGGUUUUCUAAAGAUUUUGCGGCAGGAAAAUGUUGGUAUUAUUGAGGUUCGACCUUCGGCCCUUCUCCAUGCAAAAAAAUCUGGUCACGUGCCUUAUGUUUUUCCAAGUGACGAAAAGCUUCUUGUAUCUCAUUUCUGGAGGAUUUUUUCAUACGAUGUUAGUCUAGCCAUUUCUAGCACAGGGGAGACAGCGUCAGGAAGUUGUGACUGCGGCUGGAACUUGACACUCUUGAAUGGAAGUCACAGCUGCAGUGGCUGCAGCUAUCUCCCGUAGAUGUGCCUUAUGCACAAAUACCAGCUGUAGCCUGUGGACCUGGACACUGUCUGUGCUGUGUAUGCAUCUACAUGCAUGGAACGUUCAGUUCCUGGCUGAUUGGAAAACGUCAGUUCAGAAGCUUUGCAGCAUAUGUAUCUAGGCCCGACAUAUAAAUAUAUCGCCAAUUUCAUAGUUAUAUUACAAGACGUAGGCUCAUCUACAUGUACUUUCAUUCAAUUCGGUUUUUCAUUCCUCAGCGCCAUACAAUUAUCUUAUUGCGGGUCCAAACCUAGAAAAGCUUUUUAAUUCCUGCAUCUUAUAGAUGACCCCCCCACCUUUUACGCAUUUGAUCAGCGAUUACCAACUUCUUCCCGUUGUUGCUCAAUCAUUAGAGUGCAAGAUAACCCCGCUAUAUUGGAGUGUCUCCGGUUAUCCAUCAGUUGUCGGAGUUCAGGUUGACAGCUGUCAGAUAUACCCUGGCUUGUCAUUCCAGACAUCACAGAACCAACUCCAUGUCAGUGUUUUCCCUUCAACGCAAGAGAGCCAACUCACGACUGGGGCACAAGCUGCCGAUUUCCCGGCUAAAUAAUUCUGUUCUGGAGCUAAAACGAAUCUGACAAUUGGGAUUAAGGGGACACGUGUUUCAGAUUAUCCGAGGCUUGCUCAGGGAAGCGGAACCUGAAUGCUGCUGUUUCGCAGGUGUAAUUGGCUGUUCGUCAGCCUGUUGAGGUUUGUUCCCGUCCCGAUGCUCGAUCGCCCCAGGAUGUACCUGUUCCUCGGGAGAGUCGCACCAGAGCUCCUUGUUCACCGACUGAUAUACUGUUUCUUGUAAUUUUUCCC